AUGAAUAGCUGCACAAUGUUUUGUGACAAUUCUGACUAUGAUGCAAUUAUUAGGCGACUUGAACUUUUGAAGAACAAGUUCCCAAACAAUAAGAUAUUUACUUGGAUUAGUGAACAUGGAAAUGAAGAAGAAACACUAUCAUAUGAUGGUCUCAUAAAAUCUGCUCAGAUAAUAUCCCACUUUUUACUUAAUGAACUUGGUUUAAAGAGGGGUGAGCGAGUAUUAUUAUGUUUUGCCCCUGGGAUUAGUUUUAUUCGUUCAUUUUAUGGAUGCCUUGCAAGUGGAAUAGUUGCUGUUCCAGUUUACCCUGCAGAUCCUAGUAACCCUGCUCAAGUAAAUAGACUACGAAAUAUUGUUGAUUCAAGUUCAGCGAAAGUAUGCCUUACUGAUCAAAAUUACAAUAGGAUUAUCUCACUUGCUAAAAUAAGAUAUUUCAGUGAACCAGUAUGGAACUCUUUAUCAUGGCAUUCAUCUGACAAGAUAAUAAGUGAUUACAUUGACUGCCUUUCUUUAUUGAGAAAAAGUGAUAGUAACAAGGAGAAUAAAUGUGGGAAUGCUGAUUCAUCUCAACAAUCUAUUUCCAAAGAGAGUAUGUUUUAUCGAAAAAAGAAAAAUAAAAUCAUAAAUUAUGAAUACCCAAAAUGUACACCAGAUUCCAUAGCAUUUCUUCAAUUUACUUCUGGUUCAACUGGUUCUCCUAAAGGAGUAGCCAUUACUCAUGGUUCAUUAUUGCAUAAUUGUAUUGCUUGCUUGAGAUCAUAUCAACUUCCAUUUGAUGCAGAAACAGGUGAGAUUGAUAUUUCUUACAAAGGAAAAAUGGAUGAUAUACCAGUAUAUGAAUAUCUUGAUAAAUUGAUCGAAUUUAACUUAAGAUUUGUUUCUAAAUUUGGAUAUCCUGUAAAAUCUUUAUCGUGGUUGCCGAUGUAUCAUGAUAUGGGUCUAAUAGGAUUUAUUGUAGCACCACCAUUAUUUGGAGUUGAAUCAUACCUUUUAUCACCACUUUCAUUUAUCAAAAACCCAUCUAUAUGGUUGAAGCUUAUAGCAAAGUAUAAAGUAGUGGCAUCUGCUGCGCCUAACUUUGCCUUUGAUUAUGUAUGCAAGAAGAUAACCGAGAAAGAUAUAUUAGAGAUAAAAGAACAUGGAGGCUUAGCUUCAUUAAAAUAUGGUGGGAUCCUUAAUGGGUCCGAACCGAUUCGAUUAGCUACAAUUGAGAGGUUUAGUAUAAUGUUUUCAGAAGUUGGGUUUUGCGCUUCAUCACUUAUUCCUGCGUAUGGCAUGGCUGAAAAUACUCUACUCAUUAGUGGACUUAGAAGAUUCCCAUUAUUAGGUCCAAGAAUCCUUACGGUGAAAUCAAGUGAAUUAUCUAUAAAUGAUCCUGUAAUCGUUGUAAAGGACUUUAGAUUACUUUGCUCUUGUCCUAGCUGUAAGAAAAGAGAAGAUUUGGCUAAGUUACAGUUCAGUAGUUUGGUAAAAUCAGAAUUCAAACAUAUAAUUGGCUGUGGACUUGCAGCAGUUCCUAAUGAUUGUAUAGUAGUAGUUGAUCCACAAACAAAGAAUGAGUUACCUCCCGGUUACAUUGGAGAAAUCUGGAUAUCAUCUAAAAGUAAAGGUGCUGGGUAUGUAAAUUUAGAUGAGCUCUCUAGAGAUACAUUUUUCGCAGAAAUAAGAUCUAAUUUGAAAUACCAAAGUAAAAAAUUUUUGAGAACAGGUGACUUGGGAUUUAUUUACGAUUCCGAAGUAUUUAUUGUUGGUCGUGAGAAAGAUGUUAUUAUUAUUAGAGGAAAGAACUACUAUCCACAAGACAUUGAACAAGCAGUUGAUUCUGCGCACGAUAGUAUUCGUCCUGGCUGUAAUGUUGCAUUUUCAGUAGAUGUAGAUGGGGAGGAAAAAAUUGUUGUUGUUGCUGAAGUGAGAAAAGACAUUGUUUCAAGCCAUAGUAGUGGUAUUGCAUCAAAAUUUUUGAACUAUUUCACAAAUACUAAAAGUAAUGACAAAAUAUAUGAAGUUCGUGAUCAAAUCAUUAGGGCAGUACGUAGAAAUACUGGACUUGAUAUCUACAGAAUUGUUAUCAUUAUGCAGAAGUCACUGCCUAAAACAUCAAGUGGGAAGGUUCAACGUAGGAAAACUAAAAAGAUAAUAUUAAAUGGUGAAUUAGGAAAUUCAAUACUUCUUGACGAGUGUAACCUUGAGAAAUCCGUAUUAAAUACAGUAAUUAACCCACAUGUGGGAGAAACAAACUUAAUUAAAGAAGACGCAUAUGAGGACUAUCAUUCUGUAUGCAGCGAGAUACCUUUACGUGAAGACUUAGUAGAAGCUGUUAUGAGUAUUGUGAAAACUAUACUUGGUGAUAACUAUGCUCCAAAUUUAGAUGAUUCUCUGCUAGAACUCGGAUUUGAAUCAAUGAAAGCUGUUGAGGUCAGUACUGCGCUAUCACAUGAGUUUAAUUUGGAUUUACCUGCAACUCUUGUUUUUGAUUAUCCUACUUUAAGAUUAAUAAUUGAAUACAUUGAACGCAUUAGACAAGGGAAUCAUUCUUCAAUUAUCCUAUCAAGUAAUUACAAGAAUGAUCCUAGUAAUAAACAAUUUGUAAUAUCUGCUAUAUCUACUCAUUUACCAGGCUCUUGGUACCGUAACUCAUACUCAGAAUUUUGGGAACUUCUAUGUUCUGGAAAAACUGCAACUCGAUCUGUACCUUAUGGGAGAUGGGAUACUUUGCGUUAUCAUAAUGGCAAAGCAUAUACUUUUGAUUUGACAAAUAAGCAAAGCUACUAUACUGAUAUUGGAGGCUUCUUAAAUGGUGUCGAGUACUUCAGCUAUGGGAAAUUCAAAAUAUCUGAAAAGGAAGCUCUAUUAAUGGACCCACAGCAACGCUUAGUAGUAAGUAAUGUAUAUAACAUAACCAAGAAUAUUGGGAAUUAUCAAAAUAAUCUGAUUGGAGUGUAUAUUGCUAGUUGUUCCAAUGAUUGGAGCCAAAUAUUAUCAUCCUCGGGUACAGAACCAUCAGCAUACACAAGUACAGGAAGUUCACCUUCAAUAUUGGCUAAUCGCAUAUCAUUCAUUAAUAAUUUCACAGGCCCUUCAAUUACAGUUGAUAGUGCUUGCUCUUCAAGUUUAGUUGCAAUAGAUGUAGCACUUCAUCACUUAAACUCAAAUUCGUGUUCUUGUGCAAUAGUUGUAGGGGUCAAUACAAUCCUUAACCCAGCUGUUUAUGCAUCUUUCUGUAAAUCAAGAAUGCUUUCUAUAAGUGGAGUAUGUAAACCCUUUGAUGGCAGCGCAGAUGGAUUUGUGAGAGGUGAAGGUUGUAUUGCAAUUGCAAUAGAAAGUUCGAAUUUAGCUACUAGAAAAAUUGCAACAAUUACUGCAUCUUCUGUUAAACAAGAUGGGAAAAGUACAACACUAACUGCUCCAAAGGGUAUAUCUCAGCAAAUUACUAUACAAACUUGCCUUUUGAAUGCAAACUUACAUCCGCAACAUAUUCACUAUGUAGAGUCCCAUGGUACUGGUACUCCUUUGGGAGAUCCUAUUGAAAUUAGUGCAUUAUCCAAAGUAUUUCUUAAAGAAGAUGGAAAAAGGAGGAUAUUCCAUGAUAGAGAAGUUCCAUUAGUAAUUGGAGCAGUCAAAGCUAAUAUUGGACACUUAGAAGGUGCAGCUGGAAUGGCAGGGGUACUAAAAACAAUUCUUUUGAUGUCAAAAAGAUACUGUCCAGGUAUUACGAAUUUUAAUUAUCUGAAUCAACAUAUCAAUACACUUCUUGCUAAUAAUGAAGAUUCUAAAAAACUUGGGUUUUUAUUUAACAAAACUAAUAAUGGAAUAACAUUUGAGGAACUAGGUUAUGAAAGAGGGGAGUUGUUAAAUUGCGGAAUAUCCUCUUUUGGAUUCGGUGGGACUAAUGCUCAUGUAAUACUUUCUGAAGGAAUAGAUAUUGACAAUAUAUGGAACUAUGAACUAGAAAUAAAAGAAAAUGUGCAAAGUGACAGUUACAUGCCAUGGACAGCAAGGUUUCACCCAUUUAUCACAUCCAAGGAAGAAAUAGAGAAAUUGUGGAUUUACUCAACAGAUAUGUGUGCAAUAUUAGGCUAUGUUAAAGAACAUGUAAUUCAAAAUCAAAUAAUUUUUCCAGCUUCAGGGCUUAUUGAACUAACAGUGGCAGUUGCAAAACUUGCCUGUAUAGAUAAAAUAUUUAAGGAAGAUAUUUGCGUUGUUACUUCAAGUUUAAUAAAUAAUAGAAAUACUUUAAUUGAAGACUUAAAUAGCUCUGAAACAAAUAAGUUUACUAAUCAAACAAUAAUUUCAUUAGUCCUCACAGCACCUAUUAUAAUUCGAAAUAUUGAAAUCCUUAAACCAAUACUAAUAGACCCGAAAUAUAAUCAACAUGUCCUCAAAACUUCAAUUGAUAUGUCACUUGGAGAUUUGAGAAUAAGUUCAAACAAUGUAAUCCACCUAACUGGAAAUGUAAAAUUACUCUUGGAUGAGAUAGUAACAACAGAAAUUAUUGAAAAGAGCGAGUUAAUGCUCACUAACUUUAAAAAAAAUUGCGUUAAUAAGAUCGAAAAAGAAAGACUAUAUUUGCUACUAAGAAAAAUAGGGCUUGAUUAUAGAGGUACUUAUAGAGGAGUUGAAUAUAUAUAUAUUGGAGAAAGUAUGGGAUUUGGAAAAAUUUUGACUGAAAAUUACUCAACUAAAACAUUUACUAUUGCUCCUUGGAUACUUGAUUCUGCCUUCCAUGUUGCAGGUGGUAUCUUAUUACUCGAUAGAAAUUUAUCCCUUCCAUAUAUUCCUGCUUAUUUUGAAGAGGUAUAUAUAUAUUCUGUACCAGAAGAGUGUCACUCAUUAUACUCACUAGUAAAUAUUCUUCGGUAUGAUGAGUCAUCUGCGAGAUGUGAUAUAUCACUUGUCGACAAAUUUGGAAAACCUGUUGUACUAUUAAGUGGUAUUACAUUUGUAAAGUAUGUAUCUAAUAAAGAAGAACUUUACCCAAAUUCACCAAUAUCUGGCUUGGAAUCAGAUGUAAAUAUCUUAAGGAAUGACGUAUUGGAUAAUUGUCCAGUCGAUUUUACUCUGGACUAUCGAAAAAUGGAUUGGAUUCCUUUGUUGGUUUCAGAUAUAGAGAGUCUAUCAAAUUCUAAAGUCAAAAAUUUAAUUUUUAUUACUUCUUUGUUAACUCCAUUACAGGAAAAGUCACAAUUUAGUCAUUUCAUAAAAAUAGUAAAUGAAGAUGAACUGCUCAAACAUGACUUAAAAUUAUUUUCGCGUGCUAUAAUUCUUGAAAAUGAUAUAGAGACUAUCUCUCGAAUAUUGAUUUUAAUAGGAUCCAGUAUAAAGGUGUCAGUAGUAACAAAAAAUGCUAUUCCUAUUAAAACAGCAGCUCAAUCUUCGAUUGAAAUACCAAUAAAUAGCAUUACUUGGGACUUUAUUCAGGACAAGCACUCCAACUUGUAUACUUCAUUGUCAUUCAUUGAUAUUUAUUCUUUUGAAGAACCUAUUGAUCAAAUCUUGUUUGGUAUAAUUACUCUUGAAAAACUGGAUGCGCAAAUGAUAAAAUCUGAUCCAUUUAUACUUCCGCACGUAGUUGUAAGGGAAGGUAAUAACACAUAUACUUCUCACUCAGAAACUAUCUUUAUUGGUUAUAUUUCAGAAUAUUUGAAAGUUUUUGAUAACUUUGGACAGAAACAUAUAGAGUAUAAACUAAAGGCAAGGGGUAAGCUAAGUAAUUUUGAGCGUCAUUAUGUUGAUGAAAUUAAAAAUCAAAUUGUAUUAUCACCAAAUGAAAUUAGAGUACAAAUUAAAGCAGUUGGACUUAAUUUCCGAGAUGUCCUUAAUGUAAUGAAUCUAUAUCCUGGGGAUCCUGGCGAGCCAGGAAGUGACUUUUCUGGAAUAAUAACAGAAAAGGGCAGUGAUGUACAUUUAUAUUCUGUAGGAGAUCAGGUAUGGGGAUUUGCAAAGGGUUGUUUUAAGUCUCACAUAGUUACAGUUCAAAAUUUAGUAUCUAUAAAACCUGCUUCAUUAACAUUUGAGGAAGCAGCUGCAUUACCAGCUAUAUAUUGUACAGUUGAGGCAGCAUUUAGAGAUUUAGCAAAAGUGAAGAGCGGAGAUUUCGUCCUAAUCCAUGCUUCAACUGGCGGAGUUGGUAUUGCUGCAAUUCAAUAUUGCCUUAAUGUUGGUGCCAUCAUAUUUGCUACUUGCUCUUCAGCUAAUAAGAGAGAGUGGCUGAGAGGAUUGGGUGUACAAUAUAUCACUAGUUCUAGAGAUCCUGAUAUAUUUGAUCAAGAAAUAAAAAUACUACUAUCUUUAGCUUCUAACAGAUACAGACUUGGCAAAGUGAGUAAACUGGAUAUAGUUUUAAAUUGUUUGGGUGAAAAAUUUAUUAUUAAUUCUCUAAACCAUAUAAAAGAGGAUGGGAUAUUUGUUGAGCUUGGUAAACGACAUAUUCUACAACAGGAGGAUAUGAAGAAAAUUAAACAGGGAGUUAAUUAUCACAUUUUAGCUAUAGAUGAUUUAGUUUCAAAUAAUCCAAAUUACAUCCAUGAUUUGUUAUCUAGAUAUAAUAAUUACUUCAUGAAUUUCCAAAAUCCAAUUUUGCCAGUUAAAUCAUUUAAUAUAGAUUCAUGUACUCUUGAUGCUUUUAGAUACAUGCAAAGGGCUAUACAUAUAGGAAAAAUUGUUGUUACAAUGCCUCCUCCCUAUACGCUUAUGUUUGAGAUUUUAGCUGGUGAUAAUGAUGUUCUUGAUAGAGCUCUCAAACAUGGAAGAAAGUGUGUGGAAAAUUUUGAUGGAUCCUUAGAUAUUAUGGAAAUUAAUCAAUGGGUCAAUGAUAAUCAACAAGGUAGUAUAAUUAAAGGAGAACUUUUCCCUUUGAUCAAAGAUCUACUAUCAAGAGAUAGUCAAGACAACCCUAUUAAGAUAGUUGAGAAAUACGAGUCCAUAGUAGUUAAGUUAUUUUUAGAUAGUUUAAAGAUCCCUGCAGAAACUAUCCAUUUAAUUGCAAAUAGCCAUAAAUCAAGCGGAAUAACAAUUAAAGUACUUUUUGAUAUUCCAAUAUUGGUUGAGUCAAUAACAAAAAAAAUAUGUGAUAUGAUUGGAUAUACAAAUAACCAAUUGCAUAUAUUUAUCUGCACAGAUAGAGUCGAGCGCAGAACUAUUAUUCAAAAUAAUAUAAAAAUUGAUUACUAUCCCAACUUGAACGGAAUUGAUACUGGAAGUAUACAUAUUGCAGUAAUUACUGCCUCUAUGCUUCUAGGAAAACUUUCUUAUGUUGCUACAAUUAGAAAUAUUAUACCUUUUCUAAAACCACAUGGAUUAUUAUUUGUUUUAAAUCCAUUUGGUAAUGGAAAACUGAGCAGCAUUAUUAGACAAUUAUACCAGCAAUUUUCAGCAAAAAUAAGGAUUCCCAUGGAUAUAAAUAAGACUGAAGAGAUUUUAAUAGAUGUUGAUGAUACUUUUAGGGCCAUAGCAGAGGAUAAAAAGGGAAUAAUUCGAUUGUUUGCCAGUAGUAAAUUACAUUCCCAGACGAAAUUGAUUACAAACUCAAGUAUUUCUGAAUUAUCCUUUAAGAGGGGAUAUCAUAUUAUUAUUUGUCCAGAUUUAGAUGAGGUAUCCCUAAUGGCUGCUAUUCAAAUACUUAAAGAGGCAGGUGCUAAAAACUUUAUUUUUGUUGUGUUAAGCAACAAUUUUUUAAACAUUCCAAAUAUAACAAUAAUUAAACUAAAUGCUGAACAAUUUGAUAUACAACUAUUGGAAAGACUUGAAGAAUCAGGUAUAAGAGAAAUUAGUGGAAUGAUAUGUCUUCCAUUUAAUAAUAAAGAAAGUAGUUUCCUUUUCAAAUUUUUCUGGAAAAUGCACUUUGCAUCAACAAAAAUAUCAUCGAGAAGUCUUCAGUAUUUCUUACUAUGCUCACAUGGAGAUUCUAAUAUGACGAUAAUUGAGAGUUUAUGUAGAUAUAGAAGAAAUAUAGGUCUUGUAGGUGAAAUUGCAAUUUGGAGGUAUGGAUCUAAUUUGGCUAAAAAUGUCAAUCAAUCCUUUAUUCAAAGUGCAAUACGCUUUGCAAUAAUGAGACACACGACAACUUUGACCUUGACAAAGUGCAAAUCAGAUGAAGAUAAAUUAGUUGUUUUAAAUUCAGUUAGCUCCAAAAAUACUAAUGCUUUGGAAAUUCUACGUCAAGCAUUAGGGGAAGUUUCUGGAGUAGAUAUUUCGAAUUUUAGUAUAGAUGCACCUUUAUCAAAUUUGGGGCUCGAUUCCUUAUCAGCUGUGGAAAUGAGAAAUAUUCUCUCAUCACGUACUGGAAUAAAUCUCUCUGCAACUAUCUUAUUUGAUUAUCCAACACUUUCCCAGCUAGCUAAGCAUAUUGAUGACAUAAUUGAAAUGAAUGAGGUAAAUUCUGAUAAUAGGAACUUAAUAGUCAAUUGUCAAUCCAAAGUUAGUGAAUUUAUUGCACUAUCACGGCGAAUACCUCAUUUAAGAAACGUAGUAUUUGGGAGUCAAUUAAAUACUACCUAUAGAGCUAAAAGCUUAGCUAUAACUGGUAUAAGUUGCAUAUUGCCUGGUAAUUCGACAACUCCUAGCAAAUUUUGGGAUAAUGUACUUGCCCCAGUUAGUUCUUGUAUAAGUGAAAUACCUUUAAAUCGUUUUGAUAUUGACGAAUUUUACAUUCCAUUUGAAGAUUUUAAUAAUUUUCUUUAUGCCAAUAAAAAUGUUACAUAUUCCAGACAUGGUGCAUUUAUUAAAGAUAUUGAACUUUUUGAUUAUCUCUCUUUUGGUAUAACUGCACAAGAAGCUUUUACAAUGGAUCCUCAACAAAGAAUUUUGUUAGAAACUACUUCUUGUGCACUAAAUACUUCAGGGUUAAACGCUUUUAAAAUUGAAAAUGAAGAGAUAGGAGUUUAUAUUGGAUGCUGUUGCACUGACUGGAAUUAUCUGUCCACAAAGUUAAACAUAAACCCAACAUCAUUUACAGCAACCGGGGCAGCAGCUUCUAUAAUUGCUAAUAGAAUAUCUUUUGUAUAUGGAAUUAAAGGACCAUCAGUAACUAUUGAUACUGCCUGUUCUUCAUCAUUAGUUGCUGUUGAUAUGGCUUUCAAUAAUAUUAGUGUUGGGAAUAUUAAGACUGCAAUAGUUGCUGGAGUACAACUUAUAUUAGCACCCUCAUACUAUAUUGUCUUUUCUAAGGCUAAUAUGUUGAGUCCACUGGGAUUAUCAAAAACGUUUGAUACUACUGCAGAUGGUUUUGCAAGGGGUGAGGGAUGUGUAGCAUUAAUUAUAGAAGAUGCUGACACGGUAUUAAAUAAGCAAAUUUAUGGUAUUAUUCGUGGGACUGGUGUAAACCAGGAUGGCAAAAGCGCAUCUUUAACAGCACCCAAUGGGCCUUCACAAAGAAAAGUCAUUCAAAAAACUUUAGAAAUUGCAGAACUCCUUCCAAACGAUAUAAAUUAUAUUGAGACACAUGGAACUGGUACUCCAUUGGGUGAUCCAAUUGAGUUCGGUGCAAUAAAGGAUGUUUUUAGUAAGGAAAGGAGGAGUGGUGAGCCUCUAUACCUUGGUACACUAAAGCCAAAUAUAGGUCACUUGGAAGGGGCAUCUGGAAUCUCAGGAAUUUUAAAAGCUUUGCUCGUGCUAAGUAGAAAGAUCUUACCAGGGAAUUCUUUCAUUAAAAAUAUGAACACCCAUAUAGAUACAAACAGUACUCAAGGUAAUAUCAAUAUACCUUUGUAUCCAACUAUUCUAAAGGGACAGAAACUAUUUGCCGGAAUUUCCUCCUUUGGAUUUGGAGGAACUAAUGCACAUGUAAUAAUAGAAUCAAGCCCAAAUGAUAUUUUUUGGAAUGAACCAAAUAUUCAAUUUGAGCGCAAAGCACUACCUUGGAUAGUACCUGCACAUCCUUUUAUAGGUCCUAGGGUUUCAGGCUUCAUGCCACCUGUUGAUCCAGCCUCUAUCGGGCUAAUAAUGAACAACUCAAAUGAAAUAUACCUAGAACCCAAGCCAAAAAGUUCUGAAAUAUGUCGCUAUAUAAGGUAUAUUGGUGAAACAGUAUACAAUAUUGUAUCAGGGCACCAGAUACAUGGAGAAGUAGUUUUCCCAGCAGCAGCUUUUAUUGAGACUUUUUUUGGGGGGGCAAUAAACUACUCUAAUGCUCAAGGAAUUAAUAACAAAACAAUUGCAUAUACUUUCAAAAAUAUAAGAUUUUUCUCUCCUUUAAUAUUACCCCUUAAUUUGACACUAACUUCAUCAAAGUUGAUAUUGGAUAUUAAUUAUAACAAAAUGAACUUAACUCAAUCAAUUGAUCUUUCUAUAUAUACUGUAGGAAUCGACAUAUUUGAAGAUGAUGAAUUGUUACACUCCAGCACUUCUUUAAAUAUUGAGACUUUUGAACCCGAUGAGACUACUGGGAAAGUAUUGGAUUUGUCAAGACUUGAAAAUGACAUGGAUAGUAACUUUUCAAUAGAUGGAUUUUAUCAAGAUAUUUCGAAAUUAGGUUUUGAAUAUAAAAACUCAUACAAGACUCUUAAAAAAAUUUAUUUAGAUGAUGAAUGUACAUAUGGGCUUGUUGAACUAUCUGAAAUGACAGGAUUUAACUAUUCCUUGUGUAUACAUCCUAGCUUAUUAGAUGGUUGCUUCCAUGCCGUUGCAGUAUCUAUUGUUGCCAAACAUCUGGGAGAUGGAUCUAAAAUGUUCUAUAUACCAGUAAAUAUUGAGAGAAUUCAAUUAAUACCUACAAAUUAUAGGCAAAAUAUCGCUUUUACUCAUAGUUCCUUUUUAAAUACCAACUUUGGGAGUUUAAUAUCUAGUGUAGUUGUUUUAGUCAGUAAAUUACAUUUAGACUUUACAAGUAAUUUAGCAAGUGCAGAUUUAGAAAUAUUUGCCCCCGAAGUACCAAAUUCAGACAGAUACAAGCAAUUUCUAACUAUUAAGGAGUUAUCAUUUAAAGCAGUAAAUAGACUAGCAAGUGUCAUAAAUAUACAAAAAAAGUGUCCAUAUUCUUGGAAAUUGAAAUGGGAAAAUUUAUCAGAUCAGAAAUUUGCGACUAAAGUGAGUAAUGAACCUAGUAUAGAAUCUCCAUCCAAAUUGAUUAAAUGGAAACCUACUGGUUACAAAUUUGACUUUAGAGUUCAAGAUAACUUACUUAACUCUACAGAAGAGAUUUUUAAGAUGAUGAAUGGAAAUACUAUGGAAUAUAUUGAAGUUCCCUUGUAUAUUGCAAAUUCAUCUAGUGAAUUGUACAGUGACUUGGAAAAUCUGCAAAAUUUUCUUCAGCUAUUGACUAGCGAGAAAAGUGACCGAAGCCCUUUGUUUAUUACAAUCUUGACACAAGGAGCUACAUAUGCUAAAACUGAGUACUUAUCUAGUAUGCAUCAUUCAGCUAUUUUUGGAUAUAUGAGAAGCGCAAGAAACGAAUUAAGUAGUAAAUUUGGAAUUGAGCUUUUGGCUUUUGACCUGGUUAGCAAUAAAAAAUUUGAUUUUUUACCAAGUCAUGCAAUACUUAGAAUAAUGGAGGAUAUAACACUUCAAGUUAUUAAUAAAAUUAAUUUUGAUAGAGAAUUUAGAAUUCUAGAUAGUUUUAUGGAUACAAAAGUAUUGGUCCCAAGACUUGAACCGGCAGCAAAACCUUACAACAGCUCUUACUUAAUAAAUUUAUCACAAAGAGGGGCCAUCUCAAAUAUCCAACGUUUGACUCAAAUUUAUCGUGAAAAACCUAAUGAUUAUGAAGUUGAAGUUAGAGUGCGUGCAGUUGGUUUAAAUUUUAGAGACUUAUUAAAUGUGAUGGGUCUAUACCCUGGAGAUAUUGGUUAUCCAGGCAGUGACUUUUCUGGAACAGUUAUUUCAGUUGGUUCACAAGUACAUAAUCUAAAAGUAGGUGAUGAUGUAUUUGGGUUAUCAAAUGGAUGUUUAAGAACAUACCACACUACUCCUGCUAUCCUCCUUACUAGAAAACCACAAUCUUUAAGUUUUGAAGAAGCUGCUUCUUUACCUACAAUUUUUGGUACUGUAAAGCUAGCACUUGAUGAUAUUGCAAAUGUUAAAAAAGGAGAUUGUGUAUUAAUUCAUGCUGCUUCCGGAGGAGUUGGGUUAGCAGCAAUUCAAUAUUGUAAUUCUAUUGGUGCAACUGUCAUUGCAACAGUAGGUAACAAGAAGAAAGUUACAUAUUUGAGAUCAAUAGGUAUAAAAUAUAUUACAAGUUCAAGAAAUUACAUGGAAUUUUAUAAUGAUUCACAAAGAUUCUUGGAUGAAUUAAAUUGUUCUGGUUUUGAUGUCAUUUUAAAUUGUUUGAUUGGAGACUUUAUAAGCUUAUCAAUAAAAUUACUUAAAUCUGGUGGUAAAUUUAUUGAACUUGGAAAGCGUGAAAUAUUAAUAGAAGAAGAUUUAUGUAAAAUUCGUGAUGAUAUAUAUUAUCAUACUAUUGCUUUCGAUAAAGUAGUUGAGGAGAAUCCAAAUUGGUUCAAUAACUUAUGUAAUAAAAUUGCAGAAGAUAUUGAAGAUGGAACUAUUUAUCCUGUACCAAUCUCAUUAUUUAAUAUGCAUGAUGAAAAUGGAAUAUCUGAUGGAUUUAGAUAUUUACAAAAAGCUCAACAUAUUGGAAAAGUUGUAAUCAGUAACUUGAGUAGUGUAUUUUCUUCUGAUUAUAAGGAAACCUAUGUAAUUACUGGAGGUAUGGGUUCUCUAGGUUCUUUAACAGCAAAAUGGAUUAUUGAGGAGGGUGUCAAAAAUAUUAUUCUUUUGGGAAGGACGCUCAACAUGAAUAAUAAAAUUUUUAGCAACCUCAGUAGUAUGGAUAAGAGUAAAGAUAUUAACUUAGAAGUAAUUGCUUGUGACGUUUCCUCUAAAGAAAAAUUAUAUUCAAAACUUCUAGAGCUUUCAAGAAAGUAUAAAAUUGUUGGAGUAAUUCAUGCUGCUGGUAUUAUAAGAGAUAUGUUAUUAGUAAAUCAGACAAGUGAAUCCUUAAGAAGCGUAUUGCAACCAAAAGCCUUCGGUGCAUGGAAUAUCCACUAUUGUAGCACAAUGAUUGGCCUAGACCUUUCAUCAAUGAUAAUAUUUUCUUCUAUCUCUGCUUUGCUUGGUACAAUUGGCCAGACAAAUUACUCCGCAGCGAACUACUGUGCCGACUUUUUAGUGCAGCACAGAAACUCAAUUGGAUUGAAGGGUAUUAGUAUUCAAUGGGGACCCUGGAGUGAACAAGGUAUGGCUUCUUCAGUAUUAGAUGAUAAGUGGAUAAAAUCCAUGGGUUUAUAUGCAAUCGAUAAUACUUUGGGUCUUGCUUCACUUGGGGGAUGCUUGAUUGACUCACAUAGUCAAAUACAAGUCAAUCCUAUUUAUAUUGUGCAGCCAAUUAAUUUAAAGAAAGUUGGAAAUUAUAUAAAAACUACACUAUUUGAUAAUUUAUCAACAGGGAAUUCAGUCUCGACGGAGGUAAUGAAAAAAUGGUCUAGUAUGACCAAAGAAGAAAUAGAAGAUUAUGUAAAUGAGGUAAUUCUAAAUGGAAUUUCCCAAGUAAUUGGAACUGAAAGAAAAAAUAUCCGUUCUGAUCAUUCGAUAAGUGAAAUCGGAAUUGAUUCACUGUCUGUUAUCGAACUACGUAAUACUAUUUCUGCACAGUUAGGAAUAGAGAUACCUGUAACUGCAGCUAUUGACUACCCUACAAUAUUAGAUUUAAAAUUAUAUAUUAGCCAACUUCUAUUUGAGCAACUCAACAAAUCUAACUUUGACCACAAGAAAGACAUAAUAUAUGAAGUCAGUACAAGAUCUUUUUCAGAUACACCUAUUUUUAUCUUAGGAAUUGGACUACGACUACCUGGCAAUGCUACCUCAACAGAAAAACUAUGGAAAAAUAUGAUUGAAAUGGUUGAAACAAUUAGUGAGAUGCCCUAUCAGAGAUGGGAUGUUGAUAAGUAUUUUGGAGAGAUUGGUAAUAACAAAGUGAAUUAUUAUACUAGAAAAGGUGGAUUUAUUUCAUCUGUGGAUAUUUUCCAUCGUGAAAGAUAUCAUAUUUCAAUAGAAGAAGCAUAUCAAAUGGAUCCAAACCAAAGAAUUGCUUUGGAUGUUAGCUAUUGUGCACUAUGUGAUGCUGGUAUUCAACCUGAAUCUAUAAAAAAUUCGAAUAUGGGAGUAUUUUCAGGAAUUUGCAAUGACGACUGGGUAAUUAUAAACUCUUUAAGGAAGUUUCCUAAUACUUAUUCUGGAACAGGUGGUGCAAAAUCAAUGUUGUCAAAUAGAAUAUCUUACUGUUUCUCAAUAAAAGGCCCAUCUUUAUCUAUAGAUACGGCGUGUGCAUCUUCUCUAUCUGCUUCUCACUUUGCGAUUAAAUCAAUAAAAUCGGGAGAAUGCUCAAAUGCCAUAGUUAUCGGGACACAAAUAAAUGUCUCAUUUAACAACUUUGUUGUCUUUAGCAAAGCUCAGAUGCUAUCUCCUGAUGGGAAAUGCAGGAGUUUUGAUAAAGAUGCAAAUGGGUUUGUUAGAGGAGAGGGAUGUGGUGCUAUAGUUUUAUCUAUAAAGAAACCAAGUAAUUCAAAGUACUGGGGAGCAAUAUUAGGCUCUGCUACAAAUCACUGUGGAAGAUCAACAUCAUUAACUGCUCCAAAUGGACAGGCGCAACAAAAAGCACUAAACACUGCAUUACUGGAUGCAAGGUUGGCAAGCAUGAACAAUAAUCUCUUACCUUCAUAUAUCGAAUGCCAUGGAACAGGGACUCUUAUUGGUGAUGCAGUUGAAUUUGACGCUAUUAGAAAUGUUUAUCAAAAGUACUUUAAAGUAGAAAAUGGCUGCGAGUCUGGGCUAAUUCUGGGUUCUUUCAAAUCACAAAUCGGUCAUUUGGAAGGUGCUGCAGGGAUAUCAGGGAUCAUUAGGACAAUACUAAUAUUAGGAUAUGGAAUAGUUCCUCAACAAAUGAAUUUCAGUACCCCCAACUAUCAUCUGGAUUUUCGAAACUUUAAUGUACAAAUUCCUGCACGAAAACAGUUGAAGAUUAAUGAGACCAAUCGUAUCGGGGGUGUAUCAGCUUUUGGAUUUGGUGGCACCAACUGCCAUUUAAUAUUAGAAAGCUGCCCAAUAACAUUUAAACAGAAACCUAAAAACCCAAAAAUAAUAUUUUUAUUUACAGGCCAGGGAUCUCAAUAUAUAAAUAUGGGAAAACAACUGUACAAAACUAAUGAUAUUUUUAAAGAAAUAAUUGACUUGUGCUCUGAGUCAGUUAGUGAUAUAUUACCCUUGCCUCUUACUAAAAUUAUUUAUCCUGAUAUAGACGAUAUGUCAAUUUUAAAUAAUACUAGGUACUCACAGCCUGCAAUAUUUGCAAUUGAAUAUGCUUUAGCAACAACAUUAAAACACUACAACAUAGUUCCAAAUAUAGUACUUGGACACUCUCUUGGUGAAUAUGUUGCUGCGGUAAUUGCUGGAGUGAUGGAUUUCAAGACAGGUAUUACUACUGUAGCACGCAGAGCAAAUUUGAUUGCAGGUUUGGAUAAUAAGGGGGGUGUAAUGGUAGCAGUUAAAAGAUCAGAAGAAGAAGUUCAACAUGCGAUAAACAAUUACAAAGGUCUAGCAAGUUCAGAAAACUUAGGUUCAGUUGAAAUUGCAGCUGUAAAUUAUUCAAAUAACUGUGUGAUUUCUGGAGAAAGGCAAGCAGUAGAUGAAGUAAUUAAGAUUUUGUGCUGUUUUGAUUCUUGUAAAUACUUAGAAGUUUCUCAUGCAUUCCACUCUCAGCUGAUUAGUGAGUGUGUACAUGACUUUGAAAAUAUUCUUUCUAAUGUAUCGCUUAAGUUUCCAAAAAGUGAAGUCGCUUUUUUUUCGUCUUUGUUGGGUUGUAAAGUGAGUCAACAGUUAGUAGAUAAAAAUUAUUGGAUCAACCAAACUAUGAAGACAGUUCGUUAUCAAGCUGCAGUAGAAGCAAUAGAUAGAUAUCUUUCUGAACAAGAAGUAGAUGUAUCUGUGGUUGUUGAAAUUGGACCCUCCCCAAUCUUGUUACCUAUCACUAAAAAAAUUGCAAAACAUGAAUUAAAAAGAGCUGAAUACUUUAAUACUCUUAGUAGCAAAGAGGUAUGUGAUAUAUCCAAUAUUGUUGAGGCAAUAACCAAUAAAAUUGGUAUCCAAAGUACCCCAGAGAGAAUUGCAGGACUAGAUUAUGAUAUAGAUAGAGUUCACUAUCAAUGGCCAGAGUUGAAGCACCCACUUAUUUUAAAACGAAUUGGUUCUCCAAUUCAUGAAUCCUGUGAAAUAAGGAGCAGCGAUUUCAUAUUUUCAAGCCCUUUAAAUGAACAAAUUAUUGGAUACUUUGGAGAUUAUACUACAUCUAGCUGCAGAGUCGCUCCCUUUUCUAGUCUAUUGGAGGCAAUGGCAGCAGCUAUUGAUGAUAUGUACAACCAAUUUAGAAUUAACUCGGAAUCUCAUGAAAUUAUUAACUAUAUUGUACCAGUUAUUAAAUUAAGGAAUAUAAAAUCUUAUUCACCUUGGAUUAUGGAUAUAUAUGGGGAUAUUAGGGAUGAUAAACCAUGCUUAAAGAUUUCAAUUGAUGAAGAAAAAAAUAUUAGCAUUUUUGGCCACAAAAGUACAGUCACAACUUUAGAAAACUUGAAUAUUUACCAAGAAACAGUGCUAGCAACUGCAAAUAUUGUUUUAGAUGAUACUUCUGAGUAUGAAGACAAUUUAGUAACUCCUGAAGAAUUCACAAACUUUAACUUUUUUGAAAAGUCUAGCAUUUAUAGUAUAUUCUCAAAAAAUUCAUUUGAUAUUGGAAGUUCUUUCCAAUGUAUUGAGAAUAUCAAAUUAAAAGAUUUUGAAGCUUGCGCUAAAAUAAGUUUUAAUUUUAGCUGUUUAAGUGGUGAUAUAGAUCCAUCCGGAGAAAAUAAUGGAGUUUUUAAUACUCUUGAUCGUUAUAUGAGAUUACAUCCUAAGUUAAUGGAUGCCGCUAUACAAGUAUUGAUUUUCAUUGCAGUUGCAAAUGACCUGGAUACUAGCCGAAUCAGAUCAACAUUUCCUUGCGAAAUUAGGAGUCUAGUUGCAAAACCGUUAAGGUUUUGUGAUAAGAUACUUGUUUAUGCAAAACUAACUUGCAUUGAAAACAAUAGAUUGACUGGAUCUUUGAAACUGUUUAGCUCUGAGAGACCAUAUUCUGAAGUAGCUAACUUAGAUGAUAUACUACUUAGUCAAACUGAAGAGCAAUACUCUGAAUAUCAGCCAACAAAAAAUACUACCGAAUUAAGAAAGAGCAUUUGUGAAUAUAUUUGGGUUCAAGAUUAUACACAACGAAAAAGAGACUACUCUAAAGUCAUAUUAUUAAAUAGCUUUGGAGAAACUGAGAUAAAUAUUAUUAGGAAUGUAUUUGGAUAUAUCGAUAUUGUCAAAUCAGAAAAUAUUGCAGAAAUUAACCAUUUAAUAGAUUCAGCUAACUCAAAAUUAUUAAUUCUUUGUAAUCUCCUUUGUUCCGAAGUACAGGAGAGCUUUGAUAAAAUAUACAAUAUUACUUUAAAUAUUGCUAAAUUUUACAAUAAAGAUAUUCAAAAUGAGAGGAGUAUCAAUGCAGAUAUGUGGAUUAUUACUAAGGGGACACUUUUAAUGACUAAUUCAGAUAUGCCUUAUACUAGAACAACCAAUACUCUAAGAAUGACUAGAUAUUUACGAUUAAGCUUGAAAAAUUUAAUGCCAAUUUAUACUACUGACCUUGAACACAUUGAGCAAUUUAAAUUAGCUUUUGAAAAUCAAAGUGCUAGUGAAUGUUGCAUUAGAAAUAACAAGUUAUUCUUUAAAAAAAUGAGCCUUUUGCCAAUUGGUGCUUUAGAUGAUGAAAUUCAAAGUGUAUAUUCUGAUUUACUUGUAACUAUACUUAUCCAUUCAAUUGCAACUGACUGGCCUGAUUGUUUUGGAACUAUAAUCCAUUCGGGUAAGCAUAAUAUUGAAAUAGGUUCAAUGGUAUUAAUACCCGGUAAUGAAGUAAUAGAAAGAAAUGUUUGCAUAGGAAGUAUUCUGACAAUUGAUAUAAACAAAAUCUUUAUUAUUAAGCAGGACUAUAGCACAUUUACUAGUCUAGAUUCUUCUGAACUUGCAAGUAUUGCUACCAACAUAAAAAUUUCUAAAGGAUUAACCUUGAAAAAGUAUAAACAAUUAAUUCUUAUUAUAGGUGAUACAGAAAACUUUGAAGUUUUUCAAAGAAUAUAUCUUGGAUUAAUAUCUUACAAGCUAAACUCAAAUAUAUUGGGGUCACCUGUAUAUGUUAUUUCACUAAAACCACUCAGCAUUUCAUUCAAUGAACUCCUGAAAUCUCUUGGAUGCCAUGUUAACAAUAUUCCUUGUAUGCUAAAUAGUUGCAUUGUAAUGAUAGAUAUUGAAGAUCAUCCAAUUAUGAAAAAUAUUGGAGAUAGCAACAAUAUCUCUGUUUUUUAUAUUAAAACACUUCCAAGAUCUUUUGAAAUAAGAACUAUUAAUAGUAAAGAUCUUGAAUCAUCACUUGAUUUGCAGACAAGUAUAAAUUUCAUUGCUCCCUACAAACAAAAAAAAGAUUUACUUCCAAAUUUAAAAACUAGUGGUAUUAUUUUGAUUAUAGGAUAUGUGAGAGAAUUUGGUAUGGCACUAGCUAAAUGUCUUCUUUCAAUAGGAUAUGAAAAUAUUGCACUACUACUUGACCAUAAAUCUUUUGAAUCUAUGAGUAAAUUUAUUGGGAUCGAAAAAAGGGUUAAAACAUAUAGUUUCAAUAUUGUUGAUAAAUCAUCUGUAUUCAACUUUAUAAAUAAAAUAAAAUGUGACUAUUCUUACAAUGAAAUUGUAGGCUUUAUCUACUGUGGAAAUGAAAUAAAAGAGAAUUCAGUAGAUAAGCAACCUGAGUUCAUUAACAAGUUGGAAGAUCUUGAUGAAAUUUUACCAUGGUACUUUCAUGAAAUAUUUACGAUGCUUGAUGAAUGUAAAAACUUCUUUUUACUUGUUUCACCAGUAUCAGACUUCUUUGGAUUUAGUGGACAUUGUACCUAUUCGAUCAAGAAUUUGGGAUGGGAGGAACUUAUAUUCCUUCGAAAUAAUAUAUUAUCUCUGCCUGCAACCCUUAUUAAAGUAAAUGAAAACGAAUAUUUUAGAAAUAUGAAAGAACCUAUACUUGAUACAAUAAAACCCGAAUCUGGCAUUUCUCAAGUAUAUCAACUACUACUGAAAUUUCUAUUUAAGAGAAUAAAUGGAAUUUAUGCAAUGAUUCAAACAGAUGAACCUACAAUUAAAAAAUUAGUGAAACAAAAUAAUUAUGUAUUAACUGAUCCUUUUUUUGAGGACUUGAUUGGAAAUAUAGAAGAUAAGGAGAGAAAAAAAACAUUAAAUUUAACGAGAAUUCCAAUAAACAAAAGGAAAGAGUGGCUGAUUGAUUUGAUAACUCGAAGUGUAGAGUCACUCAUUCCAAGCAAACAAAGUAUUUCUUUGGAUGCAAAACUUUUUGAUAUUGGUCUCGACUCAAUUUCAGCUAUAGAACUGAAAAAUUCUUUGUCAAGCAAGUUGAACUUUAAUUUAUCUCCUAUGAUUAUUUUUGACUACCCAACAAUAAAUUCCAUUGUUGAAUACUUGUAUGAGGAAAGCAUAAGCUGCAAAGAAACAAACGAUCAAGAAUUUGGAUAUUCUGAAUAUGCAGAAGAUUUCAAAGUUGAAGUUUUAAAAUUCUUUGAAGGUUCAUGGAUUCCAAAAAGUACUGUUAACAGCAUUUCCGUUCCAAAAAUUGAUGAGUCAUCUGAGAUGUGUAUCAUAGGUAUGUCUGGAUAUUUUCCUGGAAAAGCGAAAGGACUUGGUUUAUUUUGGCACUAUUUGAUUGAAAACUAUGACUUCGUAUCAGAUACUCCCUGGGAACGAUUUGAAUGGUGUGACACAUAUAAUCCUGAUGAGAGCAUGACUGGGAAGAGUUAUUGUCGUACAGGAGCAUUUAUGCAUGAUGUACAUAUGUUUGAUAAUGAGCUAUUUGGCAUAGGAGAAUCUGAAGCUUUUGAAAUGGAUCCUCAACAAAGAAUAACUCUAGAAGUCUGCUAUGAUGCCCUUUAUAUGGCAGGUUAUAAUGAUCAAUUAACUAUUAAAAAUACUUCUUUUGGAGUUUUUAUUGGAUGUUGUUCAAAUGAUUGGGCUGAAAGACUAACUAAUUUUGAUAAUAUAAAUGCAUAUACAGGAACUGGUGCAUCACCAUCAAUAAUUGCAAACAGAAUAUCAUAUACUUUUGGUUUAAAGGGUCCAUCCUUAACUAUAGAUACUGCUUGUUCUUCAUCACUAGUUGCUGUUGAUAUUGCUAUACAGAGUAUUAGAAAUAAACGCUGUAUUGGUGGAAUAGUUGGAGGUGUACAGUUGAUUUUAAAUAAAUCCACAUAUGUAGUUUUCUCUAAGUCAAUGAUGCUAUCACCUGAUGGUAAAUGUAAAUCUUUUGAUGCAUCGGCAAAUGGUUUUGGAAGGGGUGAAGGAGCUGCAGCAGUAAUUAUAGUUCCGAAAAGAGAAGCAGUGAAAUCUAAAGCUAAAAUAAUAGCAUAUGUUAGUGGAAUAUCUAUAAAUCAGAAUGGAUCUAGUGCAUCUCUAGUUUCUCCAUCUAGUAUAUCUCAGCAGGAGUGUAUUAAACAAGCAUUAGCAAGCUUUAGAAAUAUUUCACCUUCAAAUAUUGCAUGUAUUGAAGCUCAUGGUACAGGUACAAGUAUUGGUGAUUCAGUUGAAGCAGAUGCCAUAUAUAAUGUAUAUUGUAAGAAUACUUCAAGAAAGUUAUCAUUAAUAGUUAGUUCUGUAAAAGCCAAUAUAUCACACCUUUUUGGGGCUUCUGGAAUUGUAGGAAUGCUGAAACUUAUUAUCUCUUUACACAAGUGUAAGGUACUCGGUAAUAUUCAUAUCCGAAAAUUGAAUCCAUAUAUACCUGUUGACAAAAUGAUAAACUUCCCAAAAGAGCACGUCUCAAUAGAAAAAGAGAAUAAUAUUAUUUAUGGAGGUGUGUCAUCAUUUGGCUUCGGUGGAACAAAUGCUCAUGCAGUAAUAGGAGUAAAAAAUAUAGACAUAGACCUUUUAUCAUAUCUUCAUUUAAAUAGUUAUACUCAUUUUAAACGAAAACCCUUUAACUGGAAUAAAAUGACUCAUCAUCUAAUAAAUAAAUACAAGUUCCCAAAUUUAUACAUAGAAGAAACAUAUGGCCAGUAUUUUAAGGCGUCGCAUGCAAUAUGCUAUGAAUUUUCGCAGUAUAAAAUAGAUGAGUUUUUUACCUUCUUGUUUACUUUUGCAAAAAGUAUUUUUAAUUGUCUGAGUAUGACAACAAAUUUCGAAAAUUUUCAACACUACAAGUCUAUUCCUGAAGAUACUGGCGAAUAUGCACUGAUAUUAGCCAUGAGACCAAUUCAAACUGGUCAAAAGUAUAUUUGCUCAACGUGGCUAAUCACAAACAAACAAUUGUUGGAGUCUGAAAUUUAUAUAAGUAAGUGCAAUAGUGAAUUCCAGCUAAUAAAUCAAUUAGAAGUGUAUUAUUCUGACCAAAUUCUCUUAAAUAUGGGAUACUUUUUGCAAUUGAUUGAUAGCUUUGAGUCAAACAAAUUUUUACAGGAUGAAGAAAUUGAUAAGCAGAGGUCUACAACAAUUAGAAAGAUAAAGUUAAGGAAGUCAAGGAAUAUAGAGACUGGAAUUUCUGCUGAGAUUGAGUCUUUUCUACGAAUUAGAGGUUAUCAUAAUGCACAAGUAAGCUUCAUUAGUAUUGGAGACUUAAGCACAGCUAGCGAGGAUGAUGAAUGGCUAAUAAUUGAACAAAGUUGGAACUUUAAUUUAAAAUUCGCUUUGUUCACUAAGUCCUUAAGACCAAUAAUAAAUAUAGAUAAUAUAUUUGAGGUUAGACCAUUUUGGAAACCAGUGAUCCUAAUGGAAUUUAAAACAGACAAAUUCGAUAGAAUAAGUUUAAUACCUGAAAAUUAUAUUUUAGAUAUUUCUAAAGGUAGAAUUGAUCAAAUUUCAUUUUCUAAAAGUGAAGUAAAUUCCACACCUAAUGAUUAUGAAGUUGAGGUAAUAGUACAUGCAGUUGGUUUAAAUUUUAGAGACUUAUUAAAUGUGAUGGGUCUAUACCCUGGAGAUAUUGGUUAUCCAGGCAGUGACUUUUCUGGAACAGUUAUUUCAGUUGGUUCACAAGUACAUAAUCUAAAAGUAGGUGAUGAUGUAUUUGGGUUAUCAAAUGGAUGUUUAAGAACAUACCACACUACUCCUGCUAUCCUCCUUACUAGAAAACCACAAUCUUUAAGUUUUGAAGAAGCUGCUUCUUUACCUACAAUUUUUGGUACUGUAAAGCUAGCACUUGAUGAUAUUGCAAAUGUUAAAAAAGGAGAUUGUGUAUUAAUUCAUGCUGCUUCCGGAGGAGUUGGGUUAGCAGCAAUUCAAUAUUGUAAUUCUAUUGGUGCAACUGUCAUUGCAACAGUAGGUAACAAGAAGAAAGUUACAUAUUUGAGAUCAAUAGGUAUAAAAUAUAUUACAAGUUCAAGAAAUUACAUGGAAUUUUAUAAUGAUUCACAAAGAUUCUUGGAUGAAUUAAAUUGUUCUGGUUUUGAUGUCAUUUUAAAUUGUUUGAUUGGAGACUUUAUAAGCUUAUCAAUAAAAUUACUUAAAUCUGGUGGUAAAUUUAUUGAACUUGGAAAGCGUGAAAUAUUAAUAGAAGAAGAUUUAUGUAAAAUUCGUGAUGAUAUAUAUUAUCAUACUAUUGCUUUCGAUAAAGUAGUUGAGGAGAAUCCAAAUUGGUUCAAUAACUUAUGUAAUAAAAUUGCAGAAGAUAUUGAAGAUGGAACUAUUUAUCCUGUACCAAUCUCAUUAUUUAAUAUGCAUGAUGAAAAUGGAAUAUCUGAUGGAUUUAGAUAUUUACAAAAAGCUCAACAUAUUGGAAAAGUUGUCUUUAAAAAUAAUGCUAUUGGUAAAUGUGAUAAGAUACUUUAUAUUGGAGAUUCUAUUAAAUAUUUUGACUCUAAUAUAUAUGAAGUCAUUUGUUCUGAAUUGAACAAUUUAUUGGGAAAAUUAGACUUACAUCAAAAUCUUAUUAAAUUACUUAAGUUAAAGGCUGAGUAUUGUGCAGUUAAUACAAUUGUACUCAACUUAGAGUACUGUGAUAGGAAAUUACUGGAAAUCUUAUACAAUAUAUUAAUUUUUACUUUAAAAGAUACAAGAAAAGUUAUUUUACUACUUCCAGAACAUUAUGAUGAUAAGAGUGUAAAUCACCUAAUUAUGCAUAACAGGGAUAUUGGCUUACCUGUAAUAGUAGCUGCUAAUCAAAGUGACUUAGAUAUAGAUAAUCUACUCAAACGUCUACUAAUUUCUUCAAAUGAAUUCAUUAGAAAAAAGAGGUCAUACAAAGUAACUAAACCAUUAAAUAACUUAGAUCUAAGCCAAUAUAACAAUAAUAGUGACAACCUAAGACUAGAAAUAAAAGAGUUGCUUUUAAAACUUGUAGCGGAAAAUAUAAAGAUAAGCAUAAAACAACCUAUUCCAAUGGAUACUCCUAUUCGUGAAUUAGGCUUGGACUCACUGGCUAUGGUUUCAAUAAGGAAUUCUCUUUCAAAAACUUUAGGUUUUCAUAUACCAAUUUCAGCUCUCUUUGACUAUCCUACUCUGGAUAAAUUAACUGACUAUUUAAGUGACAGUAUAGCUAAUAAUAGUCAGACAUAUUAUGAAAGGACUAUAACAAAAAGCAUAGAGAUCUCAAGUCUGCAUGUUGCCUGCUCAAUUGUUGGUACUAGUUGUACUCUACCAUGUGGUGUAGAUGAUUCUAUAUCAUUCUGGAAGUCACUUUUAUAUGGUAGAUGUGGUGUCAAUAUUAUUCCUUUUUCCAGGUGGAAUUGUGAUGAUAGUAAAUUUUAUAGUACGACAAAAAGAGCUUCUACAAUAUUGAAUAUUGAAAGUUUUGAUAAUUCAAAAUUCGGAAUCUCCAACCUUGAAGCUUCAACCAUCGACCCUCAACAAAGAAAGCUUUUACACACUACACUAGAAGCACUUGAAGAUGCAGGUUAUACAAAGGAAUCUAUUCAAAAUACCUUAACUGGAGUCUUUAUAGGAUUUUGUAAUAUUGAUUGGUCAUUAUUACAAAUUAAUAAUAAGAUACUAUCAUCAUAUACAGGCACUGGAACUGCCGCAUCAAUUGUCUCCAACAGAUUAUCUUAUACAUUUGAUCUUAAGGGGCCAUCAAUAACAAUUGAUACUGCAUGUUCUUCAUCUCUUGUUGCUCUUGAUAUAGCAUGCUCAAGAAUAAAUGAAGAUAAGUGUAAAAUUGCUAUUGUAGGUGGCACACAAGUUCUAACAUCACCUAAUUUAUUCUCAGUAUUUAGUAAAGCAAAUAUGCUAAGUCCUGAUGGUAUCUGCAAAAGCUUUGAUGCUAGUGCAGAUGGAUUUGGACGAGGUGAGGGAAUUGUUGUCAUUAUUGUGAAAAGUACUGAUGAUGCAGUAAAAAGUGGCAAUAAAAUUCUAGGAAUAAUAAGAGGAACAUCAGUUAACCAGGAUGGACGUACUGUUUCAAUUACUGCUCCAAGCAGUAGAUCACAAAUUGAAGUUAUUCAAAAUGCACUAGCUUCUGCUGGGAUAUCUGCAGAAGAAAUUACGAUGAUUGAAACACAUGGUACAGGGACACCAUUGGGAGAUCCUAUUGAAUUUGAUGCACUUAAACAUAUUUUUGGACGUGUUCAUAGUAGAGAAAUUGUAUUAGGUGCGUUAAAAAGUAAUAUUGGACAUCUAGAAGCUACUGCAGGGAUUGCAGGUUUGAUGAAAUUACUUCUAUCACUUCAAUACGGUAUUUCACCACCAAAUCUCCACUUAAAAAAGUUAAAUCCUAACAUUAAUACUGAAUAUAUGAAUGCAAUAUUUCCUUCUAAACCAACCAAAUUAUGGUGUUCAUCUUUUGGAGCAUAUAUUGGUGGCGUAUCUUCUUUUGGAUUUGGAGGAACGAAUGCACAUGCAAUUAUAGAAGUUCCAAAUAUUUCCCAAUCUAUCUCCAAGCUAAUCAAGAUAGUAUUUAUUGCUGCCAGCAUAUCUACUGAUUUGGAAGAUGAGAUUUUCUGGAACCAAUAUGUAAAAUUGCUUCUUGAUCUAUAUAAAAAGGAGAUAUAUUUUAAAGAGUCAAUUGAUAAGUGUUUCAGUUAUAUUCAUAAGCAAAUUGGACUUUCUCUAUCAGAAUUUUUGUAUUAUUCUAUUCCUUACGAAGAUUUUGAUACAUUAAAUACUUCCAGAAUAAAUGGUACCAAGCAAAGUAGUAACUUUUUUAGCUUAGAUAUUAAAUUGCGUUUACUAAUAUUUUCAGUGGAAUAUUCAAUAUAUAAUAUGUGGAAUUUUAAGAAAAUAAGCCCAGAUUUAAUUGUUGGUCAUAAUGUGGGAGAAUAUGUGGUACAGGUCAUAUUUGGGACUAUGACGAUUUAUCAAGCAAUAGAUGAAAUAGCUCAGGGCAACUUAUGUAAUAAGGAAUUAUACCUAGAAAACUCAACUUUCAUAGCUAUUACAACUGGGAAUAGAAGUAAUAAGUUGGCAGAUAUCAUUGAUGACUACUACCAAAAUAGUACUAUUAUCUUCCUUUAUCCAAUGAAACCGAACUAUGAAGUUGUAUAUGAUAUCAAAGAAAAGAUACCAUAUGCUUUUCUUAGUAACGGUGAAUCAUAUGACUUGUUUUUAAAAAGGAUACUAGAGUUAAUAAAUUCAUCUAUUAUUUCCAAAUCUCCUAAUAAAUCUCAGAUAUUACCGGUAUUCCGACUAUUUGAUAUUCAGAAUCCAUUUACCAACACAAAACAAGUGAAUAUUCUGGAUUUAACGAAAUCGAAAUUUUUAUUUGAAAGAUAUAAAGGAAACUCCAGAGUACCUACAGUAGCAGUAAGUGUAGUAACAACUAUCUGUAUAUUAUUUAAUGCCAUACUAUAUAGUUUUAUAUCGAAGGAAGGAAGUAAACAAAUGUUUACUAUUCAAUCAAUGGAAUGUAUUGUGAAGGUGUCAGAAAAUUUAUCUUGUCAGAAUAGUGAAGAAAUAUUACUCAAUAUUACACAGAAUGAACUGUGUACGAAUAUUUACACAUUAGAUUGGUUAUCUAUGUGUAGCAUAAGAAAUAUAAAUAAUGUGGACUCUACUGAAACUAUCAUACCUAAAUACCGUCCUUGUAAUACGCAACUAAAUAAUUUGUUUUUGAAUAUGAGUUUACCAAAUUCUCUAGCUGACUCAAUACUUUAUGGUGAAAUAUGUGAAGAUUCGAUGUAUAUAGUUUUUAAAAUACCUAUUUUAGAAUAUGGAUUUGAAACUUCCUUUAAAAUUCAUCCCCACAUAUUCCUGCUUGCAUAUUUCUCUGCAAGCGAGCUAUAUUUGAAAAAUAUAAGAAAAAGCUCUCUUUCUAUUGACUCAAUUUCAGUUAUUGAAAUUUCUAGCUCAGAAGAACUAGAACUACUUUAUUGUAGUUCAAGAUAUUCUAUACAUCUAGAAUGCAAACUAACUGUGGAUAGUAAUGCUGUGAUUAUUAUCAAAGUAUCAGACGACUUCAAUGUUAAGGAUACAAGAAUUGUCCUCAUAUUUGAAGUAAAUCUAGUUCUAUAUAACUUUCCAACUAUAAAAACUGACCACUUCAACUACUUAUGGAAUUAUGUAUGGCAGCCUUUAGUAAUGAAAGAAGUUAUAGAGCCCAAAUAUUUAUCAAAGGUUUUAUAUAUUGGAAGUAACUGUCAAUUAUUAUCUUUAAGACUUUCCGAGAAUAAUUGCUUUAUUACUAUGGCAAAUUAUAGUCACUUCUAUUUAUCACAAAAUCUGGAUAUCUUAGAGUGGGGUUUUGAUACUAUCAUUAUUGAUUGCAUAUAUGACUUAAACAUAAAAAAUUCCGAAUAUAGUUUGUCAACUGAAUUAUUUGCAAAUAAUGAACACAUGGAGAUUAAUUGCAUACAUUUUAUGCAUAAAUUCAUUAAGUGGAGAACACUUAAUAGAACAAAUUUAAACCUUUACUUUGUAACCUCGCAAAGUUGUUUAGUUGAUGAAAUUGACAAAAUAAUAGAUCCCUACUCAUCUUGGAUAUGGGGAUUCUCUAGAUCUUUAAGACAUGAAAUCGACUCAAAAGUUAACCAACGUGUUGUUGACUGUGAUCUAUCACUACAUGAACAGUUAGUAACCGAUGUUCAUUCUAUUAACAGAACUAUAUUAAUCUUUAAAUGCUUAAAUUCUAUUCAUUCUCAUUGUCCAGUUGAAGAAAUAGAAAUAGCCAUAAGAAAUGAAGAAUUAUUUGUUCCUAGAUUAACGGAUUAUAAGCUUAAAUUGGAUAAUUCUGAAGAUAAUCCAGUUGAAUCUGAAGUAUGUCAUGUGAUAUCUGGUGGUAUGGGUGGAAUUGGUUUAAUAUUAGCGGAAUGGCUUGUCAGAAAAUAUGCGGAAGAUGUGAUAUUGCUUAGCAGAAAUCCUGAAAUUUCUAAAGAGAAGUCAGAUAUAUGGAGCAAGUUGGAUUAUGAAACACGGGAGAAAUUAAUUAUUGAAAAGUGUGACGUGUCCUCUGCAUCUGAUGUUCAGAAACUUCUUGGAAAAUUGAAAGUAAAAUACAAAAAGAUAGGCAUAAUGCAUGCUGCUGGAGUAGUGGAAGAUGCAACUACUAUAAAUAUAACGGAAAAUUUGUUUAGAAAAAUAAAUGAUCCUAAAGUAUAUGGUCUUAUAAAUCUACAUAAUGCAUCGUUAUCAAUGAAUUGUAAAUAUAUGAUAUGUUUUUCUUCAAUUGCUGCUCUACUUGGGAAUGUCGGCCAAAUUGCUUAUUCUGCAGCAAAUUCUUGUAUGGAUGGAAUUAUACGCUUUAGGAGGCUAUUAGGUUUGCCCGGAUAUAGUAUACAGUGGGGUCCUUGGAGUGAGCAGGGAAUGGUUACUGCUAACAAAAAACUACAAAGAGAUUUGGAAAAUAGUGGUCUUGGACUUGUAACAAAUCAAAUGGCACUUGACCUUAUAGAAUAUUUAUUAUCCCCAUCUUGUUAUUCAAGUCCAGUCAUUGCAGUUCAACCAGUAAAUUGGGAAAUAUUCCUGUCUUUCCAAAAUUCUAACCAUGCAAUUUUUAAUUCCAUCUCAGACAUGUCAUUAAUUGUGAAGUCAGGUGUGAGGAAAGACUCAAUACUUUUAUCUAUUCCCUUGGAUACAAGAAAAGAAUUUAUCAGAAAUUGUAUAAAUGAACUAUGCAUGAAUGCGCUUCAAUUAGAAGGGAACAUUGAACUUAACGAACCACUGCAUGGAAUGGGACUUGAUUCCAUUGCAUCUAUUGAAAUAAGGAAUAGUAUAUGCGAUAAACUUGGAAUCACAAUAUCUCAAACUAUUCUUUUCGACUACCCCACAAUAAAUGACUUAGUAGAAUAUAUAUACUAUGAAUCAAUGCUUGUAUCAUCAGACAAUACUAUUAUUUUAGGUGAAGAAUUAGAAACUAUUGUUCCAAUUUGUAACUCCCCAGUAGCUAUAAUUGGUACAGCAUGUAGACUCCCAGGAUCAAUUGAUACACCUGAAAAGUUUUGGAAUACACUUGUUUUUGGUAAAGACUGCAUUACAGCCAUUCCAUAUAAUAGAUGGGAUAACGAGAUGAUUUUUGAUAAGGAAAGUGGUGAUUACAAAAUUUACACAAAAAAUGCUGGUUUUAUUGAUGGAAUUGAACUAUUUGACAAUCAAUUUUUUAAGAUUCCUAAUAGCGAAGUCCCUUACAUGGACCCACAGCAACGCUUAAUGCUCGAGAUAUCCUAUGAAGCUAUUUGCAACUCUGGUAUUUCAAAAGAACAGCUUUAUAAUAGUUCAACAGGAGUAUUUAUAGGUUGCUCAUCAAAUGAUUGGAUGGUACUAAAUAGUACUCUAUCAACUCCACCAAGCCCUUACUCAGGUGUAGGAAUAUCUCCCUCAAUUCUAUCUAAUCGUAUCUCAUACACCUUAGGACUUCGUGGGCCAUCCUUUACGAUAGAUUCAGCUUGUUCUUCUUCAAUUGUAGCCCUUGAUGUUGCUUCUGAAAAGUUAAGAGCUGGUAUAUGUGAAUAUUGUAUAAUUGGAGGCGUCAAUUUAUUACUUUCACCCCAAUCAUUUAUAGCAUGCUGUGCUGCAAAAAUGCUUUCAAUUGAUGGAACCUGCAAAACAUUUGACAAAUUAGCAGAUGGAUAUGGUAGAGGAGAAGGAUCUGUUGCAAUAUUUACAACAAGCCUUGUUAAUGCUGAAACAAAAAAUUACAGUAUACUAGGUAUUAUCAGAGCAACGUCUACAAAUCAGGAUGGGAAAAGUGCGACUAUAACUGCGCCUAAUGGAAUCUCCCAGCAAAGUGUGAUAUUACAAGCUUUACGUGAAGCUAAUGUAUCUCCAAAUAAUAUAUCAUAUAUUGAAACUCACGGAACUGGCACUAAAUUGGGUGAUCCUAUUGAAAUUGGUGCAUUAAUAUCCGUAUUUAACACUGGAAUUUCAAAACAAUAUAAUAAUUCAAAUGAAAAGAGAAUUAAUCCUCUCUUCAUUGGUGCUGUGAAAACUAAUAUUGGUCAUUUAGAAGGAGCUGCUGGUUUGGCUGGUCUGUUAAAAGUGAUACUUGUGCUAAAUUUUGGAAUAGCAGCUCCAAUUGUACAUUUAAAAGAUUUGAAUCCUCUCAUCGAUACAAAAGGUUUCCCAAUUAUUUUUCCUAAAUUAGGUGAAAACCACUCUCAGAUAAAUAGUAAUGGCUCACUUUAUGCAGGUUUAUCCUCUUUUGGCUUUGGAGGAACAAAUACACAUGUAGUAAUUGAAAGUAGAAAUAGUGAUAAAACCAGAAAUAGGGCACAUCUUUCAUCAGCAAAACAUAUUUGGAAUAGUAAUAGAUAUCCAUGGACUGAUAUUAAACACCCACUAAUUGAUCAAAAAAAUUUAAGUAAAUUACAAUGUGAAACUGAGAUUAAUAUAAAUCACGAAUUAAAUUUAAGAAUAACCCUACAUCGCCCUAUUAAUAAUAGUACAUUUAAAAGUGCAAAUUUUAUAUUGAAUAUAUCUGAGGAUAUUAUUGAUUUAUUUAAGGAUCACUGUAUAGCUAAUAGCAUUGUUUGGCCUGCAGCUGGAUACUUAGAAAUGGCAUGUGCUGCUACAAGACAUGUAUAUAUUUGUCAAGUUGAUAAUGAGAUGAUAUCUAAAGAAAAUUUUGUGAUAAAAUUAAAUAAUAUUACAUUUGAACAACCUUUAUUUUUAGAUAAAAGUUCAUAUAUGAACUUGAUAUGCCAUAUGGAUUUAGAAGGCAAUAAAUUUUCUAUAAUAUCAAAAAUAACUGAAGAUAAAUAUUUGAAAGUAAAUGAAGACUUUGAUUAUAUUGAAGAUCAAGAUAUUCUACAUGUUUCUGGUAGUUUUGAGGAUUUAUCUAAAAGUGAAAAUAUAAAUUCUAUUACUCUAAAUGAGUUACGUAAAAGGAUAACUGAAGAAGUUAAUAUAAGUUCUUUGUAUACUAGUCUUGAUCAACUUGGACUAUCUUAUGGAACUAGAUUUCAAACUAUUAGAAGUGCAUGGAACUUAGAUAAAAUAAAUGAAUAUCUAAGUAAAAUUUGUAUAUAUUCAGAUAGUCAGUUUAAAGAUAUAAGUCACCCAAAUUCUGCAAAUACUUUGCCUUUAUUUGAAAAAAAUUUUAUAAUUCAUCCAGCUUUAAUAGAUGGUGCAUUGCAAACACCAUCUAUAUACCUACUAAAUCAGCCCAUUGAUGAUUCUUUAAAAUCUAUUCUUGUGCCAUUUUCAAUAAAUAGCAUAUCAGUAUAUACUUCAAUGAUUUCCAAGAUGUGUAGUAGUUAUUGGGUUCACUCUUCGAUUAACUCUGUUAAAAAUGGAGAUAUCAUUGCAAAUAUUGACAUAUAUACAGAUGAUGGAAUAAUAGCAUACAAGAUGAGAGAAAUUCGUUUCAAAAAAAUAAAAUCCUUUAAAAAUACUAGCAACUUAUCAAUAGGAAGAAGAAAUCCACAUUCCAAACUACUAAAUGAUUUGUGCUGGGAAUUAGAAUGGGUGGAAAUCCCCAUCCCAAUUAUAGUAGAUUCAAUAAACUUUAAAUCUAUUUUUUAUACUAACAGAAACAUUAAGGUUGACAUAGAAAAUACUGUGGUUAUACAUAAUGAUACAUUUUCUAAUAACAUUGGUUUUGAACACAUUUUAUCAGAAAAUAAAAAGUUUAAUAUAAUAUUUCUGCCACUAAAUAGUGCAUCAAAAUCAUCUAUAUUUGAUGCUUCUACUCUACUUUCUUUACUUCAAUUUUUUGUGAAGAGUUACACUAAAGAUAAUUGGAAAAAUGAUAUAUGUAUUUGGGUCAUUACAAAUGAAGCUAUAUCAUUAAAUUCAGAGUAUUGCAACCCAUAUAGUUCUGAUUUAUGGGGCUUAGUUCGCUCAGCUCGUAUUGAAUUUGCUCAAAUUGCAAAACUUUUACUUUUGGAUAUUGAGAUACAGUCAGAGGAUAUAAAAGUAUCAAAUAUUGUUAAAAUAAUCGAAGUUAUAACUAAAAAUAAAAGUUUAGAUUUAGAGACAGAAUUUAUUUAUAGACAAGAGAAGCUCUAUGUACCAAGACUCACUAGUAGCUCUAUCAAGGCUUACGGACCUUUGGAGGUAAUACUUAAUGAUAGAGGAUCUAUUUCAAAUUUAAAAGUACAACCUCAGUUUAAUAUCCUGUCUAAUACAUCCACACAAAUCAUUAGCUUUACAAAUAUCUUAACUGAUAAAGAUCCUAAUUUUGAACUGACUUCAGCUGAAAGAUAUCUUAUGGAAAAUGAUGUUUUAAUCCGAAUUUUUGCUGUGGGGUUAAACUUUCGCGAUAUCCUAAAUGUUAUGGGACUGUAUCCAGGAGAUCCAGGGCCACCAUGUUCAGAUUGCACAGGUAAGGUUGUUGCGGUAGGAAGUAAAGUAAAAAAUGUCAAACCUGGUGAUAAUGUUUAUGCAAUGAUCCCUGGAUGCCUCAAAAGUUAUGUUGUAACCCUGGCUGAUACAUGCUGCAAAAUGCCUAGCACUUGCAAUUUUAAUGAAUCCUCUACAAUGCCUACAAUAUAUGCAACAGUUGAUUAUUGUUUAAGAAGACUCACAAAUAUAAGUAGAGGAGAUAGAGUGUUAAUACAUGCAGCUUCAGGAGGCGUUGGACUAGCUGCUGUUAAUUACUGCAAUUCUAAGGGAGCCAUUAUUUAUGCUACUGUUGGUAACAAGAAGAAAGAAGAUUAUCUCAGACACUUAGGAGUAAUUCAUAUUGCAACAAGUAGGGAUCCAAUACAAUUUGAAGCUCAAAUGAAAUCCAUGCUUAAAUCUGAGAAAUUGGAUAUUGUGCUUAAUUGUCUAGCAGGGAAUUAUAUAGAGUCCAGCUUAGAAAUGCUGAAGAUAUCGGGACACUUUAUUGAACUUGGCAAGAUCAGUAUAAAAUCUUCACAAGAAAUGAGUGCUAUAAGACCAGAUAUUAAAUAUGAUAUUGUCGCCUUAGAUAACAUGAUUAUCAACGAUCCAAAAUGGUUUGGUUCUAUUCUUAAUACAAUUAAAGUUAGAAUAGAACAAGGUGAAGAAUCUGUAAUACCUAUGACUGUGUUCCCGAUUAAUGAUGAUGAGUCAAUGAGUGAAAUUAAGAUGAAAUCUGACAUAUACCAUAAGAAUAAAGGAGUUGUUAAUGCAUUUAGAUUUGUGCAGAAGGCAAACCAUAUUGGGAAAAUUGUAGUGACUAUACCAACAAUUGAAUUAUUAGACUAUCAAUCACAUGGAACUUUAAUUAUUACUGGUGGAUUAGGGGCUCUGGGUAAACUCACUGCAAAGUGGCUUUCUAUGGAAGGUAUAACUCAUAUUGUACUAUUAUCUAGAAGUGCACAAGAUAAAUAUAUAUCACCUAAUGUACGAAUAUUAAAUUGCGAUAUUUCGGAUAUGAAGUCAGUUUUUGAAGCACUAGGAAAUAUAGUUAAUGAUACAACUCUUCCCAAAAUAGUAGGUAUCAUUCACGCAGCUGGUAUUUUAUCAGAUUCCUUAAUUAAGGAUCAAACACCUAAAAAAUUUGAUACUGUGUAUAAACCAAAGGUUGAUGGAAUAUGGAAUAUUCACAAAGUUUGUGCACUCCUAGGAAUACAACUGAAGAUAUUUAUAGCAUAUUCUUCGAUUUCAGCUCUAAUUGGGAACUAUAGUCAAGCUAACUAUUCAGCUGCAAAUUCAUUUAUGGAUUCAUUUAUAAAAUAUAGGAAAGCUAUUGGGUUAUCUGGAAUAAGUAUUCAAUGGGGUCCCUGGAUAGAGCAGGGAAUGGCUACUAGCUUAAUAAAAAAAUUCAACUCUUCAGGAAUUUCAGGAGUUGAAAAUUGCAUGGCAAUUAGGCUUUUAUCAUAUAUAUUAGCGACAAAUAUAAAAUUACUACCUCCAAAUCUUUCGUUCAUUCGUGUAGACUGGAGUAGACUCGUUAAAAAUUUACCUAUACAGAAUAUGAUGUUGAGUAAUGUCUCAGUAGAUUCGAUUAAUAAGAAAAGUGAAGAUAAGAAUUCUAAAAUUCUAGAUUCCCUUAAGAAACUAGAUGAAAAAGAACGGAAAAGGCAUAUAGAGAUGAUUAUUAUGGAAAUUAUUAAAGAUGUAGUGGCAGUUGGAAGCGAUACAAUUAAUUUUGAAUCAUAUGCAGAUAAACCUUUAUAUGAUCUGGGUAUUGACUCACUGUCUGCUAUUGAAUUUAGGAAUGUUUUAACAAAGAAAAUUGGUAUAAUCUUGCCAUAUACACUACUAUUUGAUUAUCCAACACUAGGGAGUAUCAGUAAAUAUAUUUUUUCCGAAAUAAACAAUCAAACAACUUCCAAGGGCGAUAUUAGCUUGAUUAUUCCCACUUUGGAAAGUACACUAAAUCCAGGCGAUUUAGCUAUUAUAGGAAUAUCUUGCAAGUUACCUAGAUGUAAUGAAUCUUUAGAACUAUUUUGGAGUUCAUUAAUAAAGGGAGAAGAUUGUGUAUCGGAAAUUCCACAGACAAGAUGGAACCAUAAGAAAUAUUACAAUGAAAAUAUUUUGGAUUCGGGGCCAACGUAUUAUGUUAAACAUGGCUCAUUUAUAAACAAUAUUGAUUGGUUUGAUGCUCAGUUCUUUGGAAUGUCACCUUCUGAAUCAUCAAGUGUGGAUCCACAACAAAGAUUGGCAUUAAUGCUUGGUUAUGAGGCUCUCUAUGAUGCAAAAUUGGAGAAACAGAAUAUAAAUGGGAGUUUAGUAGGAGUUUUUGUUGGAUGUGGUAAUAGUGACUGGGCUAUAAUCCAGGGAAAGAAUGUGGAAGAAGCAGAUUUAGUUUCGCCAUAUACUGGGACGAGUAUUGCAAUGUCUCUAAUUUCUAACAGAAUAUCAUAUACAUUAGGCUUGUGUGGACCUUCAAUGACUAUAGAUACUGCCUGCUCUUCUUCUUUGGUUGCAAUGGAUACUGCAAUACACAACCUUAGAAAUUUCAGAUGUAAUUAUGCUUUAGUAAUUGGAGUAAAUUUACUAAUAGCACCACAAGCUUAUAUUGUAUUUUCAAAAUCAAGAAUGUUAUCUGUCGAUGGAAAGUGCAGAGCAUUCGAUAAAGAUGCCAAUGGAUAUGUAAGGGGUGAAGGCCUAGGUGCAGUUGUACUAUGUAGACUUAAAUCUACUUCUGCAAACAAAGAAGCUAUGUUAGAUAUUCCAAUUAAUACAUUGGAUAAUAUGAUAUAUCCGAAAAUUCACUGUCUAAUUAAAGGGUCUGGAAUUAACCAAGAUGGACGUAGUGCAUCACUUACUGCUCCUAAUGGACCUUCACAGCAACAAGUGAUUUUUAUGGCACUCAGAGAUGCAAAAAUAAAUUCUAAUGCAAUAGACUUUGUUGAAACACAUGGUACAGGUACCUCUCUAGGUGAUCCUAUUGAAUUUGGAGCCUUAAAGAAUGUAUUUGGGCAUAGGAAUGCUAAUCCUCUAUAUUUGACUGCUGUUAAAACUAAUAUUGGACAUUUGGAAGGAGCAUCUGGUAUAGCAGGACUAUUAAAAGCUAUCUUAAUAAUCAAAAACUCUUGUAUCCCUAAGAAUCUACAUUUUAAUAAGCUUAAUCCUCUUACCGACUCAUCAAACUUCAAUGCGACUAUACCCACCGAAAACACUUAUAAGGGUAUCAACUUCGGGGGGAUUUCCUCUUUUGGUUUUGGAGGAACAAAUGCACACAUUAUUUUGGGUAAAUACUGUAUGGAUACUCCCGUAAGACAUGUGGAGCUAAGUGAUAAUAAAGAGAAGAAAGGAGAAGCUAAGGUAAAGAAGUGUGUUCUAUUCAUGUAUACAGGUCAAGGAAGUCAAUAUCUAGACAUGGGGCUACAUCUAUACAAAACUGAACAGGUAUAUAAAGAUGCCUUAUGUGAGUGUGCAAAGUAUAUGGACUUUUAUUUACCAGAGUCAUUGCUAACUAUCAUGUACCCAGAUGAUUCUACACCAAAAACUAAAACAGGAUCUGACGAUUUUGACCUAGAUGCAAAUUAUAUUAACAAUACGUUAUAUGCACAACCGGCAAUCUUUGCAUUAGAAUACUCAAUAACUCAACUAUUAUUAAGUAAAGGUAUAAAGCCUGAUAUUGUUAUUGGACAUUCGUUGGGAGAAUAUGUAGCAGCAGUAGUAGUUGGUGCUAUCUCUUUGGAAUAUGCAGCAAUACUAGUAACUAAGAGAUCAAGAUUAAUGUUUGAACUUCCAAGAAAUGGUGUUAUGUUGGCACUAAGAAAGACUGAAGAAGAAGUUAAUUCUGUAAUUCUUGAGUGUGGAGAGAAAUCUAUUGCAGUUGCUGCCAUCAAUGGACCUAGGAGUAUCAUCGUAUCCGGAAGUUCAAAUUCUGUCAAUACAAUUUUAAGUAAGCUAGGUAAACAAGGCAAGUAUUUGAAUGUUUCCCAUGCAUUCCAUUCACCUUUAAUGUCAGGUAUGGCAUCAGAAUUAGAAGAGUUUAUUAAAGAGAAUAUUAAGUUUAGUGAAGAUGCCAGUAGUAGCAUUAAAUUUGUUUCAACAGUGUCUGGAGAUUUGAUAGAGCAUGAAUUGCUUAAGGAUCCUAAAUACUGGUCUUCACAUAUAACAAAACCUGUUUUAUUUUAUAAAGCACUGAACUCAGCUGUGACAAAAUUAGGUGCCAAUACUUUAAUCGAAAUUGGACCACAGCCAACUUUGACAAAAAUGGGAAUUCAAUCUAUAAAGAGUAGCGAGAGAGUCCACUUAACAUGGUAUAAUGUAAUACAAAGUACAGAAAAAGACUUUGACAAUGUAAAUCACUACAAGAAAAUACUUAGAAAUCUCAAACUUCAAUUAGAAAAAAAAGAUAACCGAGAAGUCUCAUCAGUUAAUGUGAAAAACUGCAUAUUUACAUCUACUAGGAAAUUCCCUUGGUCAAUUAGUACAUGGCAUCCAUUUAUAAAUUUCCAAUCUGAUUCUCCCUACUUCAUACCAAGUAAUGUUGCAGAUUUGUUAAAAUUAGCUCCUUUUGGGGUUUAUAUAGAAUUUUUAAAUAGAGGUCUAAGAUAUUUAGGCCAUUCCAAAACUCAAAAUUACACCGAAAAUGGAAGAUAUUCUAGAUGUGACAUCCAAAUAGAAAAUAUACAAUUACCAAAUUUACAUAACUUGGAGAUACUACGAUUAAAAUGUUCAGAUAUUAACACAUUAUUAAGUAAAAGUGGUUUAGUAGAAGUGAAAUUAAAUGAUGAAGCAAAAUAUUUGACGUGUAGGAUUAUACCAGUCGACAUGCCCCUAAAAUUUGCCCAAAAUACGAAGCUUACAAAUUUAUACUCUGUAAAAAAUCUAGUUGAUAUAAGAAAAAGUGAGUAUCCAAAUUUAGAUGAUACUUUAAAUAAAAUAGAAAAUAUUAAAGAGUACAUGAAAUUCGAAAUUACUACUUAUGAGCUGAUAAAAACAGAAAUCCAAAGAUUUUUUAUUAAAUCUAAUGAUACAUUUCAAUCUAUAUCAAAAUCAUUUAGUGGAUAUUGCAUCCACCCAUGUAUUAUUGAGUUGAUGUUUUUAAUUGCAAAAAUUAGUAUUGGAAUUGGAACUAAUAAUUCGAUAAUAAACAUUAGAAAAAUUAUAAUCAAUGAGAUUUUGGAUACAUCUGCAUGUUUACAAUUUCUAUGUAUUUCUGUAUCAACGAAUUUUGUUAAUUUAUCCGACCUUGAUAACAACGUAUUUGCCGAAAUGGAGUUGUAUAAUACAUCCAGUAUUGAAUCUCCUUUAAUAGAUUAUACCAAAUAUUUGGAAACUUUGAAAAUAAAUAGUGAUAUAAACAUUAAAUCUAAAUUUAGAGAAUUGGGUUGGUAUACUGACUGGGAGAUAAUGAAAUUAACUAGUACAGAAAAUUUAGUAUCUAAGGUACUGGAUCCAACCUCUACUUUAGUUCUUGGUUGGAAUAACUUCUUUUAUAAUAGUAAGUAUAACAUCUUCAAUUACUGUAAUGUCUCAAAUAUUUCAGAAUUAUACUGUAUUCUCAAAGAGAAGUCCUGGACAAAUAUACUUUUCUGCACUAGCUUAUUUUGUCCAAGCGAAGUUGAGAUAUUAAAUAUAUUAACUGAGCUUUACAGUUUAGUGAAAACUGAUUGCUCAGUUUGGAUAAUUACAAAUAAUGCACAAAUAGUUGACUUAACUGAUAAUCCUAUGGCUAAGUUGCCAUUAAAUGGUGGUACUUGGGGAUUUUGCAAAAGUGCUAGAUUUGAAUAUCGCAUAAACUCUAUAUAUAUAGAUCUAGGUUUAUCUGAAAUCUCAACACUCUCAUUAGAUUGGUUAGUGGAUCUUAUUUCAAAGCUAGCUCCACUUACCAAUGAUGGAUAUUUAGAUAUUGCAGUUAGAUUUGAUAAUGGUUUGCAAAUAUUCACUCCUAAGUUAAAAUCAAUUGAGGAACUACCUUCCAUUGUAACUCAAGAGAAACACUUGCAAAGUGACCCAUUACCUGAGGCUGUAACAGAUGAAAUUAUUAUUAUAAGUGGGGGAACUGGGGCACUUGGACUAUUAAUUGCUGAAUGGUUAAUAGGUUAUCAAAAGCAAAGUAAAAUAAUACUUUUGUCAAGAUCUGGAAAGUGUUCAAAAAAUGUUAAGCAUAUUUGGAAUAAAGUCUCUACAAAUGGAAAUAUAGAAGUUGUUAAAUGUGAUGUAUCGGAUUAUACUUCUGUAUUAAACUUGAUCCAUGAUUUGACUCUAGGUCAUGAUAAUUCAUCUAAAAAGUGUUCCAUAGUGGGCAUAAUUCAUGCAGCCGGUGUAUUGAGUGAUUGCUUAAUCAAAAAUCAAACUUAUGAAAGUAUAGAAAAAGUAUACAAACCAAAGGUUAUAGGUGCUAUUAAUUUGCACAAUGCUAUUGAACAACUCUUGCCUUACAAGCUUAAAUUUUAUAUAACAUUUUCUUCAAUAACAUCAUUGUUUGGUAAUAUUGGUCAGUCUAAUUAUGCUGCAGCUAAUGCAGCUUUAGAUUCACUGAUGAGUUAUAGAAAGAAAGGGAAAUUUUCUAGUUUGCUAGACUUGAGCAUUCAAUGGGGACCAUGGGAUGAGCAAGGAAUGGCUACAGACUUAAAAGAUAGAGGAACACCUGGUAUUAAAAAAUUAAAAAAUGAAGAUUGUAUUCAGUGCCUUGAAUGGAUAUUUAAUUCACAUUACCAUUCGGCUACUUGUAAUUCUGAAAUUUACUCGAAAUCCCUACCACCUAUUUUAGCUAUUAUGGAUAUAAAGUGGCCUGAUUUCUUCAGAAUUUAUGAAGGAAAAAUUCCCAAGAUGCUAUGUAGUAUAGAGGAAGAAUCAAUACUGAAGUUAAAUGAAGAUAAUGAAGAUAGACAUAUAAUUAAUGAAAUUUUUAAAAAUAUUCCACAGACAGAAAUGAAUGGUUUCAUAGAUGCAACAAUUAAAAGUUGCGCUUAUGAAAUACUUGGAAUAUAUGAUGAGCAAUAUGAUCUUUCUAGUAUUGAUUCGCUGAUGGCUGUGGAAUUCCGGAAUUCUAUCCACUUAAAACUUGGAGUUAAAUUACCCGUAUCUCUGAUGCUUGAUAAUCCUUCCUUUGACGAUAUAAAAUCGUAUAUUUACACUGUAUGUAUCAAAACUUUGUCUGGAUUAAAUCUUGAAAUAGUGAAUGAUUCAAAACUGAGAAGAUGGAAGGAAAUUGAAGAUGAUAUCUCCCUUGAUCCAGAAAUAUCUGUGAAAAUGAAAGAUGGAAAGAUAGGAAAUAGAGGAAUAAAAUUACCCUCUGGAAUAAAUGCUUGUAUGAACUCUGUAUUUUUAACGGGAGGUACUGGCUUUAUGGGAACAUGCAUGAUUGAAACCUUAUCAAGGUUCAAUCCUGGCAUAACAAUUUGGGCAUUAGUGAGAUGUUCUGACAAAGAAAGUGGUUAUGAAAAAUUGAAAUAUAUGAUGGGUAUAUACGGGAUUCAGGAGGUACAAACGAUUCUGAAAGAGAAUAUCAAGAUAGUUGUUGGGGAUAUUUGUCUACCUAUGUUUGGUAUGAAUCUAGACUUGUACCAGAGUAUUGCCAACAGUGUUGAUGCAAUAGUCCAUAUUGGUGCUGUUGUAAAUUUCACAUCAGCUUAUUCUUAUAUUAAGAAUGCUAAUGUAUUAAGUAUAAAGGAAGUAAUUAAAUUUGCAAUGUCUCCAUCUCUAUGUUCUGGAAAUUGCUCUUCAUUAUCAUGUGAGAGAUGUAUAUUACCUAUUCACUAUAUUUCAACAUUGGGUAUUUUUUAUGAUCAUAUUGAGCAGCCCCCUCUCCCUCCAUAUUUGGCUGGAUUGGACCCAUUAGAUUUGAGUAUAUCAAGACGUUACUACUUGGAUAAUGGAAGACGCAUAUUUUAUGAGGAUGACCCCAUUCUAGAAAAUGACAAGGCAGGUAUUCACCAUCGUUCACUAAUGUUGGGAUAUUCUCAAUCUAAAUGGGCUGCUGAAAGAAUUCUCCGAAUUGCACGUCAACGUGGAUUCAAUAUAUCAGUAUAUCGUCCAGGUAGAAUAGGUGGAAAUAGUAAAACUGGAGUUUCUAAUAUUAGUGACCUACCUAAUGCCUUUGUAAAAGGGUGCAUUAUGAUGAAGUGUUUACCUGAAACAAAUAUGGCAAUACAUUUAGUAGCUGUUGACUUUUGCUGUGAGAUAUGUGCCUAUUCUAUGCAGAAACCCUUAAUUUAUGGAAAUAGUUACUAUAAUUUAGACUCAAGUGAUUGGGCAUGCAUGGAAGAUAUUCAGGAAGCUCUAAAAAGACUAAAUAUAGAAUUGAAUAUUAUUCCAUUUGAAGAGUGGUCCAAAUUACUAGAUAUAAGCAUUAGCAAAGAUAGAAAUCAUCCCUUAGCUCCUUUGCAGCAUAUGUUUGUACAUAAAAAGCCUUCUGAUUCAAUAAUGCCACUAUUUGAUAUGAGGCGUACUAUAGGUAUUAUCAAUGAUUCACAGGGCAAGGUGAAUAUUAGAAAUUGUAAUGUAGACUAUUUGACAACUUGUUUUAAAUAUCUUCUUGAAAAUGAUUGGUCAAAAUCAAUUGAUUUUAUAAAGCGGAGAACAAUUUUUAACUCAAUUAAUACUGAUCAUUGGUUUAUUGACAUGUCACCCGAGAUCUUGAUUAAUUCAGGCUCCCAAAAAGGAUUAUUUAUAUUUAUUGGUGAGAAAUACCUUGUAGCAGAACUUAUAAACUUUGCAAAUCAGCUGUGUAAAAUUACAAAACUUAGGUUUAUUUUGGUAUCACCACCUGAUGAUCUAAUUAAUGAUCCAAUAGAUGCAAUCAUUACUAUAAUAUCAACUAUAUUCGAGGCUGAUAAAGAUCGCAUAAAUACCUCUGUAGAAGAUAUGUCUUUAGUUAUUAGUGGGUGGUCCAUAGCUAGUUUUAUGGCUAUAGAAGUUUCUAGAAAGUUGGAUAAUGAGCUACUUUUAGGUAUAAAGUCAAAAUUACUUUUGUUUGAUCCAAUGUGUAUACUCGAAUCUAGAAGAGGUAAAGAAAAUAUAGAUGAACUUGCAUUAUCAAUUUUCAUGAAAUUGGUUGAGAACUCAACACAAAUAAAAUAUGCACUUCCAAAGAAUUUUGCUGAAGUAUUAGGAGAUAAGAACCCAAAGAUCCGUAUUUAUGAAACGAUAAAGUCCCAGUUACAAGAUACAUCUCUUAAAGAGAUUUUGAUGACGUUUGAACGUCUAAAGAAUCUUAUACGUACAAGUAUCCAUUACUUUAAAACUAAUACUGACUCACUUAGUGAUGAAAUAUACUUUGUUCUAUCACGUUCUGCAAUUUUUAGCAAUGUGUUUACCCCAAUUGGUAUUUACUCAUUUGUGAAUGUUCAAAAUGUAUUAAAUAUUCCAAAUAUAAGAAUAGUACAUCUUUCAGAUGGAGAUCACUUCUCUAUGCUCAGAAACCCUUAUGUUGACAGUUUAGUUGAUCAAAUAUCCAGUAUAAUUUAA
Messenger RNA from Cryptosporidium muris RN66, 41187 nucleotides. RefSeq names its product polyketide synthase, putative. Gene Ontology annotation, biological process: fatty acid biosynthetic process. The transcript has a single exon. Lineage: Eukaryota; Apicomplexa; Conoidasida; Eucoccidiorida; Cryptosporidiidae. Bases 1 to 41187 code for a protein of 13728 amino acids. The record is from RefSeq and is a predicted model, not a curated record. Gene Ontology annotation, molecular function: 3-oxoacyl-[acyl-carrier-protein] synthase activity; phosphopantetheine binding; fatty acid synthase activity.